Molecule: messenger RNA, 1704 nt
Organism: Prunus armeniaca (apricot)
Lineage: Eukaryota; Viridiplantae; Streptophyta; Magnoliopsida; Rosales; Rosaceae
Source: the annotation of a GenBank genome assembly
AUGUUCGGGUGCAAGUGCUUCUAUUGGAAGAAACUCACCGAUUUAUUCCCACCAGAGCCUGAACCCUUCUCUCUGCCUGAUCCCAUUCCUCAGUGGCCUCCAGGUGAAGGUUUUGCUUCUGGAAAAGUAAGUCUUGGAGAAAUAGAGGUUUUUAAAAUCAACAGAUUUGAGUUCAUCUGGACCUGCUCUCUGCCAGAGGACAAGAAAAAAUGUGUUACAUUUUAUAAACCAGCGGGAAUACCUGAUGGAUUCCAUAGCAUUGGCCACUAUUGCCAAUCUAAUGAUAAGCCUUUACACGGUUUUGUUCUUGUGGUUAGAGAGGCCGAUAUGCCAGAAACAGCCGAUGUUUUGGAGCGCGUCAAGUCCCCGGCUCUCAGCAAACCACUUGAUUACACAUUAGUAUGGAGUCCUGACGAAGGAAAUGAGGAAAUUUAUGCUGCAUCUGGCUACUUUUGGCUACCUCAGCCACCUGAAGGUUACAAAGCAAUGGGAUUUUUAGUGACUAACAAGCCUGACAAACCUGGGCUGGAUGAAGUGAGGUGUGUUCGAGCUGAUUUAACUGACAGAUGUGAAACUUACACACUCAUUCUUAAUGCCAUUACAACAUCUCUAAAUCUUCCUUUUCAAGUUUGGACUACGAGACCACAUCAUCGGGGAAUGAUGGGGAAGGGGGUUUCUGUAGGUACAUUUUUCUGCAGUAACGACUUGGGCAUUGUAAAGGAUCUACACAUUAGAUGCUUGAAGAAUCUGAAUCCUAAGCUAUCUGGAAUGCCAAAUCUUGAUCAAAUUCAUUCACUUAUCAAUCAUUAUGGACCCACCGUUUUCUUUCAUCCAGAAGAGGUCUACUUGCCAUCUUCUGUUUCAUGGUUUUUCAAAAGUGGAGCAUUAUUGUACAAAUCUGGCACAUCUGUUGGUGAGGCUAUUGAUGGUAGCGGCUCAAACUUGCCAAGUGGGGGAACGAAUGAUGGCCAGUUUUGGAUUGACUUGCCGAAUGAUGAUCUAAGAGAAAUUAUAAAACAUGGAAACUUGGAAAGUGCAAAACUUUAUGUUCAUGUGAAACCAGCUCUUGGUGGGAUUUUUUCUGACAUUGCAAUGUGGGUGUUUUGCCCCUUCAAUGGACCAGCCACUAUCAAAGUUGGACCUCUGGACAUCCCUCUUAGCAAGAUCGGACAGCAUGUGGGUGACUGGGAGCAUUUCACACUCCGCAUCUGCAACUUUUCAGGAGAGCUUUGGAGUAUAUACUUCUCACAGCACAGCGGUGGCAAAUGGGUAGAUGCAUAUGAUUUGGAGUACAUAGAAGGGAAUAGAGCUAUUGUCUACUCAUCGAAAAGUGGACAUGCGAGCUACCCUCAUCCCGGGACUUACCUUCAGGGGUCAGACAAGCUUGGAGUUGGAAUAAGGAACGAUGCUGCUUGUAGUAAUCUAUCUGUGGAUUCGAGUGUCCAUUACGAACUUGUUUCAGCAGAGUAUCUUGGAGACGGGGUAAUUACUGAGCCAUGUUGGCUGAAUUUUAUGAGAGAAUGGGGUCCAACAAUUGUGUACAAUUCAAGAACUGAGCUUGAUAAAGUUAUCAGUCUUUUGCCUGUGAUGUUUAAAUAUUCAGUGGAGAACAUUUUCAGUAAGUUUCCAGUUGAGCUUUAUGGGGAGGAAGGUCCCACUGGACCAAAGGAGAAGAACAAUUGGGUGGGAGAUGAAAGAAGUUGA